UGCAAAUGCUAAGUCGAAAGCAAAGCAGCUAGAGAAAUGGGAAAUUGUGUGUCUAUGUGUAUGUGUGAUGGGGAGGAGUGGCGAUAGGAGGUGGGAGGACACAGCCCAGGAUGUGUAUAGCAGGGAGUAGGUGAGGGAGAAGGAGGAGGGGACGGAGAUGGGAGCCUAAAACUGACUCCAGCGUGGUCCUGUUGUCAGAUCUGUGUUUUCUUCUUGUCAAUCUGCUCGGAUUGGGGAGACGUGUCUGGGUUCUCAAGCAGUCAGUGCGCAGGCGCAGGCCAGUCGGCGCCCCAGAGAAAUGCUCUUGAACGUAGGAAGGAAGGGGAUCACCCUGUCUCCCUGCUUCCCUCUCCCUUGCUCUUUUCCUCUCCUCUCCUCCUCCUCCUCUUCCUCUCCCCGCUUCUUCCUCCGCCUCGCUCCUCCCGCUGUUCGUUUGCCAGUCCUCGCCCUCUUUGCCUUCCUGACGCUCAGACUUUAGCCCUGCCACCGUUAGCGCGCUGCCCGCUACUCGGAAUGCUCUCGGACGCGCUCCUCGUCCUCCGCAAGGAUAGGAUAGGAUAGGAGAGGCGAAGAUAGGGGGCAGGCUAAGGCUAGCUCCGCCUGAGCUACCCCAUCUCUUCCCUCUGCAUGACUUUUUUUCAGUCUGGCUUUUUUCGAUUCCGGCUCUUUGGAUGGUGUUGGGGAUCACCGGGAGUGUAUUAUCCUUUGAGUGCUGGGGAGGCAGGGGUGACUCUGUAGCCCUGGUGCUUGGCUUUUGGAGAGGCGGCGGCGGCGGCGGCGGCGGCAGUGGCAGCUUUGGCAGAGGCUCCUAGCUCGGCUGCGCCCUUGGAGCCCCUCUAUGAGCUGGAGAGGAGCGGGGGAGGAGGGGCCCUCGGAGCAUCUCUUCCCUGGGGUUUAUGCAUGGCACUGACAUGGAGGAAACACCGUUUCGGAAAGUCAAAACGAAGAGGAGGAAGUGUCCGCCCUGCGGCUGCGCCCCCUCGGGGGGCUCCCCGGUGCUUCUGGAGGCCAUCGCGUGCGAGGACGAGUUCGACUGCAAGGAGCUCGAGUCCCUUUUCCGGAAUUACAACCUGAAACUGGAACAGACCUCCACGCUCAAGGCGCUGGCUGUGCUCAUUGUCCUGACGGGCACCCUGGCCCUGGGGGAGCUCAUGUCCGGACCCAGCCUGACCAUCUCCAAGGGUUCGCACCCCGUGCAUUGCAUCAUCUUCCUCUCCCUCUUCAUCGUUACCAAUGUCAAGUACUUACAGGUCACCCAGCUCCAGCAAAUCGUCAAACUCAUACUGCUCUUCAGUUUCACCUUCGCCUUUCUCUGCUGCCCCUUUUCGCUGGGGGCCUACGGCAUCGAGCCCCCCACGUCCCCAGAAGAGGGAAUGUGGCAACUCAUGCUAGUCACCUUCGUUUCCUACUCCUUGCUGCCAGUGCGGAGUCUUCUGGCCAUCAUCUUUGGGAUAGUGGUGUCCGUCUCCCACCUCAUCGUCACUGCCACUUCAGUGACUGCCAAGAGACACAGACUCUGGAGGACGCUUGGGGCAAAUGCUCUGCUUUUUGUCAGUGUAAAUUUGUAUGGGGUCUUUGUGAGGAUUUUGACAGAAAGGGCUCAGAGGAAGGCUUUCCUACAGGCCAGGAACUGCAUAGAGGACAGGCUGAGGCUGGAAGAUGAAAAUGAAAAACAGGAACGACUCCUGAUGAGUCUUUUGCCCAGAAAUGUUGCCAUGGAAAUGAAGGAAGAUUUUCUGAAGCCACCUGAGAGAAUUUUUCACAAGAUUUACAUUCAAAGGCAUGACAAUGUCAGCAUUUUGUUUGCAGAUAUUGUGGGUUUCACUAGUUUGGCAUCCCAGUGCACAGCUCAAGAGCUGGUGAAGCUUCUGAAUGAACUCUUUGGGAAGUUUGAUGAAUUGGCCACAGAAAACCACUGCAGACGAAUUAAAAUCCUGGGGGAUUGCUACUAUUGUGUGUCAGGACUGACCCAACCCAAAACCGACCAUGCCCAUUGCUGUGUCGAAAUGGGGCUGGACAUGAUUGACACCAUCACGUCUGUUGCAGAAGCCACUGAAGUUGACCUGAACAUGAGAGUGGGCCUGCAUACAGGCCGUGUCCUAUGUGGGGUGCUAGGACUUCGAAAGUGGCAAUAUGAUGUCUGGUCAAAUGAUGUGACUCUAGCAAAUGUAAUGGAGACUGGAGGAUUACCUGGGAAGGUUCAUAUCACAAAGACGACCUUAGAGUGCCUAAAUGGGGACUAUGAGGUAGAACCAGGUUUUGGACAUGAGAGGAACAGUUUCUUGAAAAAACACAAUAUUGAAACCUUUUUUAUUGUACCAUCCCAUCGGAGAAAGAUAUUUCCUGGACUUAUUCUCUCAGAUAUAAAGCCAGCUAAAAGGAUGAAGUUCAAAACAGUUUGUUACUUGUUGGUCCAGCUAAUGCACUGUCGGAAGAUGUUUAAAGCAGAAAUUCCUUUCUCCAAUGUCAUGACCUGUGAGGAUGAUGACAAGAGAAGGGCUUUAAGGACAGCAUCUGAAAAACUCAGGAAUCGAUCCUCUUUUUCUACAAACGUUGUAUAUACCACUCCAGGAACGCGAGUAAACAGAUAUAUCAGCCGUUUGAUAGAAGCCAGGCAAACAGAGUCUGAGAUGGCAGAUUUGAAUUUCUUUACCCUACAGUACAAACAUAAAGAACGGGAAGAAAAAUAUCACCAGCUUCAAGAUGAGUAUUUCACCAGUGCUGUGGUCCUUUCACUGGUUCUAGCUGCCUUAUUUGGCCUUGUCUACCUUCUAAUAAUCCCACAGAGUAUCAUCGUCCUGGUUCUCCUGGUGUUCUGCAUAUGCUUCCUGGUGGCUUGUAUUAUGUAUCUACAUGUCACACGAGUACAGUGUUUUCCAGGGUGCCUGACAAUUCAAAUUCGUACUGUUUUAUGUGUUUUCAUCGUAAUUUUAAUUUACUCUGUGGCUCAAGGAUGUGUGGUGGGCUGCAUGCCUUGGUCAUGGAACACUAAUUCCAGCAGCUCCUUAGUGAUCAUUUCUUCUGGAGGAAUGAAUAAGACAAGGAAUGUGCUGCCCUGUGACACAGCCCAUCACGCAUUCCUUUCCUGCAUUGUGGGGACUUUGACUCUGGCAAUAUUUCUCCGUGUCUCUUCAUUGCCAAAAAUGAUCCUUCUCUUUUUAGUUACAGUCUUAUAUAUACUUGUUUUGGAGCUCAGUGGAUAUAGAAAAGCAGUAGGGGGUGGAGCCUUUUACCUCCGUGGAUAUGAACCCAUAUUGGCUAUUUUGCUGUUUUCCUGUGCGCUGGCCCUUCAUGCCAGGCAGGUGGACUUGAAGUUACGUCUGGACUACCUCUGGGCUGUGCAGGCAGAAGAGGAGCGAGAUGACAUGGAGAGAGUGAAACUAGACAAUAAACGGAUUCUCUUCAACCUUUUGCCAGCCCAUGUUGCACAGCACUUUCUUAUGUCUAAUCCCAGGAACAUGGACCUUUAUUAUCAGUCCUAUUCACAAGUGGGUGUGAUGUUUGCUUCCAUCCCAAAUUUCAACGAUUUCUACAUCGAACUGGAUGGCAAUAACAUGGGAGUGGAAUGUUUGCGUCUCUUAAAUGAAAUCAUUGCUGAUUUUGAUGAGCUCAUGGACAAAGAAUUUUACAAGGACCUAGAAAAGAUCAAGACAAUUGGAAGUACAUAUAUGGCAGCAGUGGGACUAGUGCCAACCACAGGAACCAAGGCCAAGAAGUCAAUUUAUUCACAUCUGAGCACGCUAGCUGAUUUUGCAAUAGAGAUGUUCAAUGUCCUUGAUGAAAUCAAUUAUCAAUCUUACAACGACUUUGUGCUCCGUGUUGGAAUUAAUGUAGGUCCUGUAGUGGCAGGUGUUAUUGGUGCCAGAAGACCUCAAUAUGAUAUCUGGGGAAAUACUGUUAAUGUUGCCAGUCGAAUGGAUAGUACUGGAGUGCAGGGAAAAAUUCAGGUCACAGAAGAAGUCCACCGGUUACUAAAGCGAUGUAGCUAUGAAUUUACAUGUCGAGGGAAAGUCAGUGUCAAGGGAAAAGGUGAAAUGUUGACCUAUUUUCUGGAAGGAAAAGCAAAUGGAAGUAAUUCUCAAACCAGAUCCUUAAACUUAGAACGGAAAAUGUAUCCAUGUGGGAAAUCAAACAUUCAGACAAAACUGGGAACCAGCUGCCCUUCUGUCUCAUCUGUGGCUAACUUUACAGUCAAAGCUGGGAUUGGAGCCCUGCAGACAGCAGGCACCCAUACCAAUCCAACGCUUCAUUACCUUCCUUCUGUGCCAGCUGUGAAAGAAGCCUAGACGAGUACCAUUGGAAGUGAACUCAGACGGCAUGAAACUUGUCAAGGAGAUCUACGGUCAUAGGUUGUGGCAUCAACCAUGGAUCCAAUCUAACACAACCAAAGAAAGCCGGGAAGCUCCAUAGAAGAAAACUUGGAAUGGAAGCAAUAAGGGCUAACAAUUGUGUUAGGACAAGAAAAAUGCAGAUUUUCUGAAAAUAAGGAAAAUUUUCUUGGAUUUUUAAAAAAGGUAAAUGGUAUCCUGAAGAGAUGUGUGUAAAUGAUAAUGUAUGUGUGUAUAUAUCCUAACUCUAUAUAAACACAUAUACACUCACACUCCUAUAUUUAGGCAUAAAAUUUAUAUAGAUAUAUGCAUUUAUUUAAACCUUAUUUGCAGUGACAUAAGGGAGCUGUCGCAUCUUUAUAUCCACUUAUUGUUUGGUCUGAGUUGGGUCUAAAAUUUUGAUGAGGGAUACAGGAUUUUAGAAACAUAUUCUGAGGUUAUAGCAAGAACAAUGAAAGUUUUGCUCAGAGUUUGAAUUAAUAAACAAACCUAAAAAAGGCAGCAGCUUUAUCCAAGAUUGGACUAAGCCAAUUCCAAAACAGCUGCAUCUGCUCACUCUAACUUGCCUCCUCCAACCCUGGAAAACAUCCAAUCAGCAUCACAUUUAGUACAAUGAGUCAAAAUUAGGUUACAAAAAAGUCUGGACUCAGGACCUUGAUGGAUUACUGACAAAUACUUGAACCAUCUCUAAGCAUCUUUGCCCAGAUGUUGCCCCAUGAUCAAUCACAGGGUGCAGCUAAAGCCAGAAGUUCCAUGCUUCAGGUGCAACAAUCAGCCAAUAAUAUUUAGAAGCCCCCUUUCCUUCUGCAUGAAUACUUGUAGCCAUUGGAUUUCUUCCAAAGGAACUCCUUUGCUAAGGAUUAGAGAUUGAGGGGCUUCAUACUGAAUCAUCACCUUCUGUAAAUGUCAGUAGUAGUACUUCUAUGCUUGGCCAAUAUUUUUUUUUACUUUGAUGACUUUUUGCUUCUUGUAAAAUCCUCCAAACUCACUUUUUAAAUGUCGAGUGUUAUUGUUCAAAGUAAAUAAGGAGACAAAUCUCAUUUUUCAUCUUUUUCAUGUAUGUUUUUUAAUUUCCUAUGAGUUGAACAAUAUGCUACUUUGUUUUGAUUUAGAGAAAAACAAAUACACAACAUUUGGGAAGUUUAUGUUAUCAGAUAUUUUGUUUGUCUGGAAGUCCUAAUUUUUCUGAACAGACAAUUUUAGAUUAACAAAAUUAUUUUAAUACCAGAAAAGAGCACUCUUGUCCCAAAGUUAUAGAAAUCUAGAUUAAAGAAGUGAUGAUAGUUUCUGUGAACUUGAUAUAUCCAUCAUUAUAGUGUUAUAGCAUUAAUUAAAGGUCAGAGGUUAUUCAGGACAUAAAAUAGCGAGGGAGGAUACAACUGUGAGUAAUAAAGCAAGUUUAAAAAGAACAGAUUGAAGCCUAUGAGUGUCUAAUCCUAGGGGCGCAUCUGGAUAAUAUGAAAGGUCUAAAGAGCUAAACAAGGUCUAGAGUUGUGGUCAGAGAGUCUUUAGGAGAAGUGCUUGCAAAUAAGGUUGGAGCAUCCUUAGUUCCAAAGACAUUAGUAAUAGCUAGAAAGAGGUCAGAGGAUUACAGUUGAAUCCUACCACUUAUUGAAUCCAAAAUUCUGGCAAUCCUCAUAGCAAAUUCUCUUCCACUGAAGGGUAUAUAUAGCUGUUGGGAUUCUAUGUUUUUAGAAAAGGAACAGUGGAAGGCCCAGAUUUUUACAUGCUUAGUAUUCAUAUUCUGUGAGUUCUUAAGAUGAGUCUUUCUGCUUAUAGCUCUCCCAGUUUAUUGCAGUUAGAGGCUGAAUUGUAUUUAUUUGGAACUAAAGAUAGCUCUGACACUUCUGCUGACUCCAUGUUAGGAGCAAAGUGGGACAGGAAUGGUCUUCCUAGUGACCAGGUUGUUAUGAUUAAGAAUGAGGAGGGAAAUUAACUUGGAAUUUUGGGGGAGAAUUCAGAAAUACAAAUGAAGGCAACAGGGAUAUUAUGAAAAAGGAUAUGUGAUAGAGCAACAUAUGAUAAAAUUUUGUGAAGAUAAAAUCAACCAUGGAAGCAUGAAAUCAAAAGGAAACAUGGAAAAUGGGAUUCCCUUCAUGUGCCAAAAGUCUGGCUGGUCCAUAUAAGCCUACUUGGAUUUCUUGAGUUUCCCCAUUAGGCUGAUAUAAAUCAAGUAAAUGAGAUUACCUCAAUUGGCAAUGCUAACAACCAAUGAAGGUACAAGGUGAAAUUUAUACAAAGGGUGAAGUGGAGACCACCACUGGUUCAGAAGGAACUGAGAAAGGUCAAGAUAAGGGAAGAAUUUAUUAUAUGAAAGUUCUAUGAGAGAUAUUCUAAAGGAGAUUCAACACUUUGCUGGCACUACUAAGAAAUACUUGAAGUACUCCAGGGAGUGCCUGAUUAAGCAUUUAAUUUCCCCUUUAUCUCUGUCCCUUCAUCUCUGGCAUUGGUUCUCAAAAGUAUCAUCUGAAGACAUGACACCUAAAUGUCCCUAAUACCUUUUCAGGGAGUCUAUAAUGUCAUAACUAUUUUUGUAAUAGUACUAAAAUAUUCUCGUUUCUGAUAUGGCAAGUAUUGAUAAAUUUAUAAACAAAAGCUCAUGGAAAGUCCUCAAUAAUUUUAAAAUGGAUCUUGAGAUCAAAAAGUUUGAGUACCACUGACCUAGGGAUGGGGUGAUAGGACCUUAGGCAAGUCACAACCUCCUUAAUCCUCUGUUUCUUCAUCUGUAAAAUGAUAAAGUUGAAAAAAAAGAUCUUUGAGUUCCCUUAAAUGUUCAAGAUCUAUGACCCAAUGAUUUUAUAACUUUCUGAAAGCAAACAAAUUAAAAGUCUUUCUGGUGCAAAGAAAAUAAAGGGAGAUGCUAGGCAAAUUUCAAAUAUGAUCUAAUAAUAUCACAAUCCAGGAGAUCCUAGAUUGGUGCUAUGAAAGAUGAAAAGUGGGCCAUAGCGAUACCCGCACCCACUACCAGAAUCAGUGUGACAAAAAGGGUUGCAGAAAUCAAAAUGAAUCUCACAGAAUGUUCAAGGCAUUGGUAUCUUAGAAAUGAUCUGAUUCAGCUCCAUUUUUCAAAAGAAUGAGGCAGGGAGAGAUGGGUCACUUGCCUAAGGUCAUACAGCCAGGAAGUGGAAGUUAACUUUUAAAUUCCAUUUUUUAUCCAAACUCUUUCAUGAUACUUUAGUUUCGUAAAAAUUAUAUCCAGUUAGAGGACCACCAGGUGAGGUGGAAAGUUCCUAAAAAGAUCUUGUGUCCACUACUAAAACUCUUCUUUGGAGCCAAAGUAAUAAAGCUAGAUAGCAUGGAAUUACAAGGUCAUAAGAACACAUACCUUCCAUUAUAUAACUGUAACUCUGUUUGGAAAUAAAGCUCCCACCCAGAGGUCCCUCAGACUCUGAGGAAUAUUUGGGUUCUAUAGCAGAAUUUGAUAUGUUUGUAUAUAAAGAGGGGCAUCUUAAGUGACACCUAGAAAAUUGUCUGAGAUCAGGAAGCAUGUGGGUAGUGUGUCAUCUAUAAGGAGACUUUCCAUCCUCAGCCAUCACCAGCUAAGCUGUUAAAACAUCACUCAUCAUUCUUGAGCACCUGGGUAAUGAAUAGACCACUAGGAAGUUAAAUUGUAUAAAAUAAUAUGAUCAAGAAUGGGGAAGGGAAAGUGCAUGGGACAGAAAGAAAAAGAGAAACAACAUUUUUUACCAUGAAUUUUCCUGUUGAUUGCCCAUGAUAAUUUAGACUAUAUGCUGUAUGGUCUGCGUUCUUAAAAGCAAAUUUUAGCUGGCUUGUCUCAGAUGGAUAGUUCUACUAUUUAGGGGCCAAUUAGUAGAUGAGUGAAUAUGCUUAAACAAUCAAUUCUGGGUCAUUUCUUAAGAUAGUUUCACCUUUAUUGUUCCAUUUGGUUGUUCUGACUUUGGGAGUUGGGGAAAGUACAGUGUGAAGUUGGGAUGAAAUAGGAGUAGUACAUACCAAAUUGUAGGUUCCUUGAGGGCAUGAACUCUAUCAUAUUCAUCUUUUUAUUCCCUACAGUGCCUAGCACAGUGCCUUGCAUAUUGUAGGUGCUCAGUAAAUGGCUAUUGAAUAUAUGGAUUCACCACAGAGUUAAGCAAAAAAGUUCAGUUACAGUUUCUUAAAAAUGAAGGUCUUCAAUAGAACCACAGGAUGCUCCACAAUUCAGAAAAAUAAAUAAAAAACUCUUAGAAUACUGGUUGAACUUGACAAACCUGAGUCAUUGGUACAAGCUUUCUGUGAAAGUACUUGGUCCUUAUCCUUAAAGAUAAGUACCACCAGAAUUUGUUCAUAUGGGAAAUUAGAUGAAGAAAAGAAACAUUUGUGAAUUCCUAUAGGUUAUUUGGGAAUUACUAAAACAAACAAAAAUAAUCAAAGGCAAAAGAAAUUUGAUCUAAAGUUCAAGAGAAUGGGUAACAAAUAGUGACAUAUUUGUACCAAAGAAUUGUCUGGUCAAGUGUAUGUAAGGGAUUUCCAGUAAGGUCCAGGGAAUUGGCCCAAGAGAUGUCAAAAGAAGGAUUUAUUAAUAUCAGGGCAGGAGUUGUGGUAGGACUAGACUAAUUAGAAAGAGCCAGAAUUGGAAUCCAGCUAAACAGGAGGGGUUUUGCAAAGACCACAAAGUUGCAUUUGGAACCAAAUGCUUUUAUUUUUGUCAUUAGUAACUUUUGCUUGGGUUAAUUUAGUUGAAAAUGUAGAGUUAAUAUUUAUUUCCUUUCACAUGAUGUAUCCCUCUUUAGACAAGAAUAGUUCCUUAUAUUAAGUUUUUUUUUCCAUUUCAUUGUUAAAUUGGUUUCAAUAAGAUAACUUCAAAAUGGUAACUCUUUUCACCCAUACAUUCUUUUUUUUUCAUUCUUUCUACCUUUAACUCAUGUAAACUGUAUCUAUGAAGAGGACAUAAUUAUAAUGAACAGUCUGAUUUGGUUCACAAAUGCACAAAUUCAUAUUGAUAUUAGGGAAAUAAAUCUUUUACUGUCAUAUUUCUAUGAACAAUGAGGAUGUAUAUUUUUAAUUAUGUAAAUUUUAUAAUCAGGGGUAGGAAAAAUCCUAAGGUAUUAAGAUGCUUUCUGAAAUAUGACUUCUGUCCCUUUUGUGUCCCAGUGGAAAAUUCCCACCCUGCUGGCCUCUUGGGUUGUACAGGGUCACUCCCAUAUCUCUUAGGAUGGUCCCCAACCCAGUAAUGUGGAAGGCACAGGUGAACUAGGCAGCAGCUCCUAGGAAAUAAGGUCUUAAUAGUACAACCCUCCUGUAAGUGGGGCUUGGACCAAGGCCAUCCACAAGAACCAUCAAUGUCACCUUUUUCACCUCAGCUACUGACACCAGCAACAGAGCCCCGGGGCUGAAAUGUCUUUCACCUUUUUGUGGCACCUAAUUAUAUCAGUCCUCUGCUCUUCCUUUCCCCAACUCCUCCUUACCCCAUGCAUUGUACAUCAAAAUUAUGACAGCUCUUUGUAAUUCAAGCUCUGACAAUGGACUGGUUCAUCUUGCUAUAACCCCUGUCAAAUAGAAUAUUCUUUUCCUUAUAGUCAUGACAUUUAAAUCAUUUAGAGCAAAACAGGAAUAACCCCCCUCUAAGUUGAUCUGUAUUCUUGAAACCUAGACAACAUUCCAGUUUGAGGAAGUCCUCCCCUCUCCCUAAAUAGGUGCCAAUUCUGACAAGAUGUUUUUGUAGGAUUGUCUGUUGCAAGCACAAUGCUUCCCUCCAUUUGCAUGAUUUUUCCAUAAAUGAUAGUGAUGAUUAUCUUUAUGUCCGAAGAUAAGAAUAGAGCUCUUCAGACUCUUAUUUGUUCUUCUAUCCUUGUUGCAACUCCUCCUUCCUUAUAUUUGGCACUGUUUGCAAACCAUUCAUCUCUCAGCACUUUUUCCCACCAAGUUUUUAUAAUCUUGAAAUUGCAAAGUAAUAUUCAAUGAAGUUCUUGAAUAGUCCCAAGAGUUUUAUAUGCUAAUCAAAAAUGAACAGAAUACUUCAAAUAAACUGUAAAUAGUUCUUUGCAAAUGUCUCUCAUGAGCUUUGAAAUAGCAGCUAUUGUUUGGCUGAAUACAUACAUACAUACAUACCUCCCUUACUUUUUUUGUUUGCUUUUUACAUUUUAGCUCUUUCUAAAAUCUCAGAGAGCCUGUUCUAUGAUCACAUUGGAUGUGUGGUUUUUUUAAACAUUUUGCCAAUACAGAGACUAUGGUUGUGUCUUUAAAAACAACUAAUUCAAUCAUACUGAGAACAUGUAGCCUAUAAAUUCCAAAAAGGAGAAAGAGGGGUCGGAGCAAAGGAGGAGAGGGAAGAAGAGAGAAGGAGGGAAGGAUGGAGAAAGGAAAAUAGGGAGGGAAGAAGAAAGGAAAUAGUCACUGAUUCAAAUAAUCAAUUGGUGGUUUGUUCGAAUUUUUUGGUCGGAGAUAUGAUGUUGCAUAGUGUUGCAUAGAUGACCUCAGGCUCAGUAAGACCCAGGUUCAAAUUCUGCCUGUGGUAUCUACUGGCUAUGUGACCUGGAGAAAGUCACUUUAUAUCUCAGUGCUCUAGGUAACUCUCUAAGUUUGUACUUUAUAGAGCAGAUGCCAAUCUAAAUAGAGAGUCUCCUCACUAGGAGUUCUAUAUGCCACUGAAAUCAUAGUUCUGUUCUCCCUCCUCUCCACCCUUCCCCCAAAAGUUGGUCCAUUCAGGUGUAUGGUUGUAUGUAUGUGUGUGGGUGGGAGAGUGGUGAGUGUGUGGGUGUGGGUGGUUGUAUGCAUGUGUGUGUGGCCACAGACAAAAUGAGGAAUUUAUAUAAGAAAUGCUGUUGAGAGUAUAUUGACUCCAUUUUUGCUAAUGUUCCUUGGGUAUAACUUGGACAUUUUUUGGAAGCAAAAAAAAAGAGCUCUUCCAGUAAAUGACUGUUCUAGGGCACUCAAACAGUAGCUUGGUGACCCUAAAGAGUGAAUUUAGCCUUAACAGUGAAUGGGGGCAAAGAUGCCUCAUGGCAUCCUAGAAAAGAGCUCCAGAUGCGGCGGAAUCUGACUCAAUAGGCCAUUUAGCCUAGAAUGUUUGUAGACACAAAGGCCUCUUGACAUCACAUUGGUGGGUGCCAGAGACCACAAGCUCAAGGCUGUUGAGCAUAAACAAUAAGAUUCCAUCCCUGGGAAAGGGGGAUGUGUAUCAGUAAGUGAUUCACCUGAGUAUGUUCACUUUAACAAACAAUGAUUUCCUUUAACAUCAGCAAUUCCAAGCUCUGUAUGGGCCCUGUUGAAACAGGAGCACUAUUUAGCCAUAAUGUCCUUUGGAGUUUUGUAUUGCAGUGAUAAGCAACAUUUUUUAAUUUGUGAUAAACUUGUAUGAUAUUGCCUUAUUUAUUUUUAAUCUUGUACAGUGUUAAUGUACAAAUGCUGGCCUUUAAUGUAUUAUUCACUUUAAAGAGUUUAUUAUGAAAAAAUUUUGUAAAUAGUCUAGCAAUGAUAAGUAAUUGCAUGUCCACUUGUACCAAAAACACACACUCAUGACAUCACACACACACACACACACACUCAGCACACACACACACACUCAGCACACUUUUAAUGAAUGUUGAUGGUUUUUCUUUUAUAACAGAGGUUUUUACACCUGCAUGAUGAUGACUAGCUCUUUGGAAAUGGCCGUUCUUUGUGCUCCUCUCUGCAACCUCUUGCAUGCCACUUAUGCCUGAUGUCAGUGACAAAGCAAAACAAAACCCAGGAUGUCUCUAAAGUGCUUGAACAUAUCACUUUUGACACUGAGUGUCCCCAGUCUGUGCAUGUGCAUUCCACAGGAGCAAAUUUUGAUGAAAAUGCUAGCCCAGGAAAAAAACAAACAAACAAACAAUUAAAAGCUCCCCUGCUGCCAAUAAUUUUAUUGUUAGUUACAUCCAUUGUAUCUGUAGUGUGGGAGCCAUCUAUUCAGAUUUUACAACUUCAUUCAUUAGAAGCAAUAAAUUUAACUCUGUACACUGUAACAUAAAAUGAAUGGAAACACUAAACAUAUAAUAAGCAUUGCAAACAUUCUUUGGAUGCUAAGGACUCCAUUCGACAUUGGACAAGUAUCAGAGAAAGAAGUAAGACUGUUACCUAAGUACUAUUAUUUCAAGAGGGUAGUAUAAUUAUUGUCUCUAAAACAAAGACAGUUGCUGCAUUGUACUUGUAUACACAAACACGCACACUCGUUGGUUCCUAUGCAGAGACGAUUUCAGACCUUACCCAAGUAGAGCUCAUCUUAGACCAAUUGGCAUGGAUAGUGGAAGCCAGAAUUUGGAUCAAAGUUUUCAUUAGUUAUCCUAUUAUAAUUUCCAUUGAGAAGCUUGUGUUUGUAAGCUUCCAAAUUCUCUCAAAUUAACUUUCCAACUUGCUUCCCAUAGAGAACCACAUGAAAACAUGUUGGCAUUACUUCUUUUUCGCAAAAGCUUUGGUCUCUACUACUCCUCAUGGGCCUCAGAUUUUACAUUGUUUAUAAAAAUAUGAAAAAGUGUCAUUGUAUGCUUUAGCAGGAUAGGCUAUGACCAACUAUAACACAGAGUGGAGGUUGGAAUUUAAAAGAGUAAAAAUUCUCUAAUGUGAAUUCUCUAAUCUAAAUCUAAUCUAAAAAUUCUCUAAUCUCUCUAAAUUGAGAGAGAUUUCUUUCCUGACCAAAAUAGUUUGAGUUUAAUCUCUCAUGCAAAAUAUUGAUCAUUUGACACUGUAGUUCAUUUUUCUAUGAUUUAAAGUGUACCUAAUGGAGCAUAUACUCUGGAGUGCCUCUGUGGUUCAGGCUACACUCUGCCAAAAGCUUUAAUAAGUUCGGUAAAAGAAAUGCAGUCUUCCAAAUUUAAUCUACCUGUCGAAAAAUGUGUUAGAGACAUUGGUUGGCUAAACAAAAUAGCCUCCUUGUCUUUGGUCCCUUAGAACAGUUGAAUUUUAGAGCUAACAAACUCUGUAAAGACAGUUCAACCCCAUCAUUUUGCACAUGAUGAAACAGUCCCUGAGGGAUAAAAUGACUUGCUUGAGGUCAUGUAGCUAGUUUUAGAUGCAAUUCUUGUCUCUAAAAUCAAGAUACAUGCUCAGGGAAACUCCUGACUCUGUUCUGGGGCAUUGACAUAUUUAAAUAGUAGUGAUGAAAUUUCCUCAGAUGCCUAGAAAGACUGAAUGUAUCUUUCUAAACUCUUAAUAUAGGUAUGAAGGCAAGAUUGGGGAGGAAAACUAUUUUGGAUUGGGUCUUGCUUAAAUUGAACCUACUGCAAACUGUUGUCAUUGUUCACUACUCAGAAUUUUUUACUUUGGGAAGGAAAAAGAAUUUUAUCAGGAAAAUAAAUGAAACAUAUAUUGUAGGACUGCACUUAGAGAUUCUUUACUAAACUAAUCAUAAAGACUGAUCAUUCAAAAAGAAAAGAAAAGAACAUAAGGAUUGUCCCUCAAAGUAGGACUCACAGUAUAGUACAAUGAAAAGAAAUGAUGAGUUGUCAUUCCGAGGACCUAGGUUGAAACCCCAUUGCUGUGGCUGACCUAUAUGAUCAUAGGCCAAUAUCACUUCACUUCACUAGGACUAAGUUUUCUCAAUGGUAAAUUAGGUGGAACUAUUCUAGAUGGUUGCUAAAGUGACUUCUACCUCUAAUUUUUUGGAAUUCUGACAGGAUUAACUACACAAACUGAUUCAAAAACUAUAGAAAGAAAUCAAUAUGAUCAGUCAUAAUUCUUUUUUAAGCCCUGAAACUCUUGCUAAAAAUGGUAUUUUCCAGUUUGAUCAGCUCCCUAAUUAAUCAGAAUCAUCUUUGAUUGACUUUUGGAUCAUUCAUAAAACCCAGAUAUAUCCUCAAAGGAUAAAGAUUGGCAACUUUCAAGAGUGGAUCUGGGUUUUUCCAGAAGACUUUGAAAUCAAUGGCUUCCAAAAAAUGUUUACAAUGGUGACACAGUUAGAAUGAGUUAUUACCUCUCAGGAGGACUACUUUGAAGGGACAACACAUUUGUAUUCAUAAGAUCUAGUGAACUAUUUAAAAAACCAUAGUUGAUGUCUAUUUUAAAAAUAAUAUAUGUAUUUCAAAAUUUAUUAAUACAACACAAUAUGCUAAAAUGAAGUUACAUAAUGAGGUGGUUAAUUCAAGAUAUGGGUUGUUUUUUUUUUUUUGAGAAAAUGAAUCCCCUUCUUAAGGCACCUUGCUGCCUGCUAUGGUUUUAUUUUUGCUUGUAUGGUUCUAAGAGCAGUCAAAUGUUGCAAUGCUUUUGGGUCCUGUGUCACUGUUUGUGACCCCAACAGGUUUUUGGAAGGACAUGAUCAUUUCUGCCUAGGCCCCAAGAGAUUUUUUUUAAGACUUUGUAUCUUAGAACUACUUUUGGAGUCGGGAUAUAAUUAGGAUAGUCCAAAGAAAAUACCCCUUUAAGAAUGAACUAAUUGAUUCUAAGGUUAAGAGAUUAUGGAAGACAUCUCAGGGAUAUAGAUAGAUUCAGACCAGAUGUUGAGAAGUUCUAUAGAAUAUAUUGAAAUGAAUCCUGCAAAUUUACUCUACAUUUUUAGAGGAACAACAGAGCUAUCAAAGGGUCUAGAAAUUAGGUCUCUACAGCUGUUUGGUAUAUAUCAGAGUGAUCACAGCUAUUUGUAUCAUAUUGACAAAAAGCCAUCUAUCAAUUAUUAUAUUCUUUGUCAUUUCACACUAAUGCUCUUCUCCAGGCUCCUACUUCAAUAUUAUGUUUCCAGCAGGGUAUUUGGACUGGUCAGAGAUCAAGGGCAUUAGUAUAAGAGGGGAACAGUGAUGACAGAAGGAUUGAGUAGAAACUAAAGCACAAACUAAGGUUAGCUCUCUAGACUCCAAAGGAUAUAAAGCUGUCGAGGAUUGAAAAACUGCCUAAAGAGGGCAAGAAAAGAAGGAGGUAAUGAGAAAAGUAUGAGAGAUUAUGCAAAAACAACCCUAAACACUCCAUAUAAAUUAUAUUUAAAAAGUGAGAACAUCAAACCAUGAUUAUUGGCUUUGCUUCCCUUUCAACAAAAUUUCCAUAUCUAAUUGAUUUUUACUAUAUAGCAUCAUGACAUUCAAUUUCUUUUAAAAUCCCAGAUCUAAUAUAAAAAGCCCACUGCUAAUGAUAAGGAGGCUAUGCUGACUAGAAGAUAUUUCUGUAACAGUGGGGUGUGCCUCAUUUCUACUCCUUCACCUCACUGGCUAUUAACAAGAACUAUUCCCAAACACAAUCUCUCUUACUGAAGUGUGUGGGAAGUGAAUUUUUCCCAGAUGUGUUCAUUAGAAAAUAGCUAGAAUAAGAAUAAUCAAGCAAACAAUGGAAAUGAUUUUUAAAUCAUAAGAGAAACCUCUUUCCUCGCUUUUAGAGAAGCACUGUCACAUUUUGCGUUGGUCUGAUCUCAUCUGGCAUACUGUGAUGAAAACAGCAGACCCUGAUCUUCAGGUUUGGGCUAUCUCAUGGAUAUUAUACUUUAAAGUGUUUCAAAUGGAACAACCCAUGCCUUUCAAAACUUCAAGUGUUUCUUGUUGUUUCAUGUUUCUUAUAGACCUUGUAUACUGGCUGUAUAUAUACAUUGUCCUUCUUAGGGAAAGAUUUGUAGUAAAGGUGCUAUCAGCAUUGUUUUUUGAAUUUCACAAAUUUACACAUCUUCUGACUAUGCAAAGUUAUAUUACCCAGCACUUAAGUUGAACUUUCAUGAUGCUGAAAAUGAUUAUUACUGAGUUUUUGUGCUCUGAAUCUACGAAUGAUCUGAUAACUAUAUCAUGGAAAGCAUUUCUCUGAUGAUUAGGGUGAUAGGCAAUGAUAGCUAUUUGAAAAGUGGGGUAGAAUUGGGAAAGUAAUAGAAUUAAGAGUUAUACACAAUAGUUUUUGUCUCCAUGGGCAUAUUCAAGUGGGGGAAGAGGGAAUUAUCUAGGCAAUUUCAGUCCACCAGUCUGUGCUUGUGGAUUCACAAGGUCUAGGGACAUAAUUAUCCAUAUUAACUGUAACUGACUAAAUUAAUAAUAAAAUUCCUCCCCUCCUCAUUUGAUUUGAAGAUGUAGAAAUAACUGCAAGUUUAUGAGACAAGAUUAUGAUAACUUGGCUCCCAAUUGGCCAAUGACAAAGCAAUCAAUUAUUAGAUCUUUAGACCAUCUUCAAUAUUAAUGCUGAUCACCCAGAAAGACUGAAUCAUAUAAUAACUUAUAGUGAUUGAUAGGAUGGCGGAAAAUAAAUGAGUUAUCUGUGGGUCAUGAAUUUCAUACAUUAUCUCUCCAGAUAAAAGCUGAAUUGAACCACUAAUAAAGAGUAACAUUGACAAGGUCAUUCCCAAACUUUUUACCCUUACCUUCCAUCUUGAAAUCAAUACUGUGUAUUGGUUCCAAGGCAGAAGAGUGGUAAGGGCUAGGCAAUGGGGGUCAAGUGACUUGCCCAGAGUUACACAGCUAGGAAGUGUCUGAGGUCAGAUUUGAACCUGGGACCUCCCGUCUCUAGGCUUGGUUCUCAAUCCACUGAGCCACUGAGCCACCCAGCUGCCACCCAUUCCCAAACAUUAUUGCUGAGAGAACAGACUAUGGAUCUUAGAGUAGUAGCAAGUUGGCAAGUUAGGAGUUAUAUCUACUGAUAAAAUUCCAAGUCAGACCAAAAGAAUAUCCAAAUACUUGUUAUAUUAACACACGCACAAACACAUAAAUAUAUAUGUAAGCAUAUGAAUUCAUAAAUGUAUACAUUUACCUAUAUGUACAGAUACUUACACAAGCCAAAAUGAAAGUUUCUUCUGCUUCUUAUAGCAAUUUGGAUACAAAGAUUGACCUGUGUCCUCAGGAAUAUGAAACAAAGUCCACCUCAAUUUUGUUUUCAUAACUUCUUAAAUUAUAGAUCAUAUAUCUAAAACUGGAAAGGAUCUCAAAGGUCAUUUAGAUUGCAACUACCAAUCAUUUUACAAAUGAAGAAACUAAAGACCAGAGAGUGACUUCCCUGAGAUCACACAAGGAAUAAGCAUCAGCAAUGGCAUUCAAAUCCAGGUUCUCUGAUUUCCAAGCCAGUGAUAAUUAUUUCUAUUAUAUGUCACUGCCUUCUAUUUAUCUCUUUAAUACUUAUUAAAUUACUCUUUUAAAAGGCAGAUAUAUAAUAUUUCAUUGGUCUCAAAAAGUUCAAAGAUAAAACUUAGAAAUCAGAAAACCCAUCCAAUAACAAAUAUAAUUAAAUUACCCAAUAAUUGAUAACAUGCUUAAUAUUUUUUGAUUGGAUAUAUUUUAUUCUUGUAUUUACAUAGUAAAACUAAAAUAGGACUUUUCAAUCCACUUGGAAUAUUCAACUUUCAGAGGCAUUCCUCUACAACAGUGAAUCUUGGUAACUGUGAAUUUAAUAAUAAAAACAAUGCGACUUGAUCCUCCAGAUAAAUCACUGCUCCUUUGGGAAAAAAAAAGUAUAAAAAUGACUGUUAUUGUAAACCUAUAAAAAAUACAUUGCACCUGGAAAGUUCCACCUUAGCACAUUUAGAUUUUCAAGAGGCUACUCUGUUGGCACCCUUGGACAUGGAUCAUGUUAUGGACCAAAUCUCAUCCUUGAACAUCUCAGUUUUGCUAGACACAUUAUUCAUAUUUUGGUAGGACAGGCCAAAGGAUAUUAAUGUUUACAUUUGUUUCAAAAUGCAACAUAGCAUUUCUUCUAUCCCUUUGUUAUAUACAGAUUUCCCUUUUUAAAGUCAGAAUUUUUUGCAGAAGGUUGGCCUGAUUUACAGAAGGUUGAUCCUGAAUGUAAUGUAUGUAUACAUAUAUAUACACAUUACAUGUAUAUAAGUAUACAUAUAUACAUUAUAUAUUACAUAUAUGUGUAUAUAUAAUAUUCUUUGAUCUUAUAUAUGACAUUUAAUCAGAUGCUAUCAAAGACAGGAAUUUUCAUUUGUGUACUUUGUAAGAAACAAUAAAAUAAAAUAAAAUUUCUCUUAGAAAUGACGUUUUCCUUCCCUCUUGAGUAAACAGUAUUCUAAAAUAAAUGUUGGCCUAUACUAUUUGAAUUUGAUAUGGUACAGCCAUACUUUUUCUAGUGACAUGGGGGAUGAAAACCAUCCUGUGGGUUUACAUAUCUAUGGCCUACUGAGAGGGUAAAUCCUAUAUGCACUUCAAUUUACAGAAGCAUUUCAAGUACAGAUUUAUAGCACUUUGACCUACAGUCCAUGGGUUAAAGCUUUAUUUUAAAGCAAUUUUUUAUCCUAAAAGUUUUAAUUCUAUAUUUGGACUGCUUCCCCUUUGUCCCCUUCCUUCCUUCCUUCCUUCCUUCCUUCCUUCCUUCCUUCCUUCCUUCCUUCCUUCCUUCUUUCUUUCUUUCUUUUCUAACUUUCCCUUUCCUUAAAAAUACAUGAACAGAGCAACUUUGCCAAAGUGUUUUCAGUACUAAGGAGAUAGGAAGCCAGUAAAGAGAAAGGAAGAUAAUAUAAAAUGGUUUGUCUGUAUCCUAUAUUAUUAGCUGACAGGGUGUUCAUCAUUCAGUGAAUCCUUUUUUAAAAUAUUUAAUUCUUCUGUGAAAUAAUUUAAUUUUUAUCAAUAUGUAGUCAGUCCCCAAAUUCCAAAUGGGUGAUAUUCAAAGUCAGAUUUUACAACUCAGAAUAUGUAUUUACAGAGAAAAAAUUAUGUAAAUACUGACUAGGUUCCAAGGCUAGCCUAGAAAAUUCUGCUUAUUAAAAUAUAUUUGGUUAUCAAUUAGCUAUAUUAUUAGAUAAACUGGCUUUUAGAGACAAAUCUGAGAACUUAAUCAUCCUGCAUAACCUCAUACCUAUGAAAAAGUCAUUUCAUAGCACUGGUUAAAAGAAAACAACAAUAAUAGCACUACAAAACUCUUUACCACACUCCCAACUCCAUACUCCCUUCUACUUUAGCUCCUGAGAUACCUGGUCCCUCAGUGCAAGGUAAGAAGGUAGUAUGGUGGCUCAGGGAACACUUUUUUCCUCUCUGGUAGAAUGCACACCUGUCAUGGUCUGGACUAGACAUUCUUAUGUGGGGGCUAUUCAUUUUUUCGGGUAUACCUGCAUAUCCUGAAUGCCAUUAAGAGCACAAAGCACUUGGCUUUCCUAGAGGGUCAUACAACUCUGCCUUUAGCAAUGUUAAAAUCUAAAUUUUUGUGCAUGCUUUGAUUAUAAUAAAGGCUGAAGGUUUUGGAACAAUUUCACAUGUUGGCGUUGAAUUACAGUGAAAUUAUGGAUUAAUUUGGAAUUUGGUUUGUUUCACUUUAUGAAUAUGUAGCAUGUGCAAAAUAACUAAGCUAUUCAUUUCCUUUCAUCAUAUGAAGGUUAGCUUUUAAAUCGGGGCAACAAUGCUAUUCUCCUGUACAAUUCAGUGUCAAGACAUCAUCAUUAUAACAUCAUAAGCCCAAAUAAAUUUGGAUUUUGAUAGUUUUUUUAGGUUUAAUUAUUUAGUAUCUUACAUUUCGCCUAAUUGUCAAUUCCUUAUAUUAUUUAAACAUCAAUCACAAACACAACAAUCAAAGCAAUUUGUGCAACAUCUCCACACAUCACCAUAUAGAGGUGAAUUUUAUUCUCAUUAAAAGUCAAUCCAUUCUUUUAUUCCCACCUCUGUAGAAGAGGUAUGGAAGUUUUCUGGACUCUUUAAAUAUUCAGCUACAAUAUGAAUUAAUAUUCAUAGCUUUAAGAAGAGAGUAGUGGGCAAAUUUUCAUUUUUUCUCCAACUACUAUAAGCCACUGCUGUUGCUUAUGUACAUGAAAAUAAUAGAAAUCUAUUCAGUAAUACAAUAAUUUGUUAUCACUGGGUAACUUCUAAUGAUAGAUUUGCAUAAAUAAUACGGGUCUAUUUUUAUGUAAAUAGAACACUGUAGAGUAUCUUCCAGUCUUUUUCAGGAUUGUUAAAUUGAGAAGAGCAUAUUUGUCCUAUUUUUAUGUUAUAAAGUGAAUGGACUGAAAUGUUAAAUGUGAAUGUACAUUUCUUAUUGCAACUUUUAUACUGAGUGUUUGCACUAUUAUAAUUUCUGGACUCUGAUUUAACAAAAAUAAAGGAAAACCUGCUUGAGUAAAAAA
Monodelphis domestica (gray short-tailed opossum) is the source of this 20223-nucleotide messenger RNA. RefSeq names its product adenylate cyclase 1 (gene ADCY1). The record is from RefSeq and is a predicted model, not a curated record. Lineage: Eukaryota; Metazoa; Chordata; Mammalia; Didelphimorphia; Didelphidae. Gene Ontology annotation, biological process: cAMP biosynthetic process; intracellular signal transduction; adenylate cyclase-activating G protein-coupled receptor signaling pathway. Gene Ontology annotation, molecular function: adenylate cyclase activity. Gene Ontology annotation, cellular component: plasma membrane.